This is a messenger RNA of Entamoeba dispar SAW760, 2055 nucleotides long. RefSeq lists its product as uncharacterized. The coding region runs from base 1 to 2055 and encodes 684 amino acids. The transcript has a single exon. Lineage: Eukaryota; Evosea; Mastigamoebida; Endamoebidae. The record is from RefSeq and is a predicted model, not a curated record.
AUGAACACUUUAAUUUUACUGUUCAUUGGAUUUUCAUUAUCAAAACAAUGUACUGAAUACAAUCAAGGAUAUGAAAUAGAUACAGUUGAUGGUGCAUUUGAAUGUAUUGAAUCAAUUGAAACAACAGAAAAAGAAAAUGAAGAUAUUAUUAAUGGAUUAAAAAACUAUUUAAAUGGUGAUGUAUUUAAAGAUAUAUUAAAGAAUCCACCACAACCAUCAUUCUCAAAUAAUUAUUAUAAGAAAAUGGAUAUUGAUGCAGAAUUAAAUAAAAUAAAUACAAAAACAACAAGUACGUAUGAUUUCUAUUCUCAGAUUAAAAACUUUAUUGUUUCAACAAGAGAUUCUCAUUUAAGUUUUGGUUUAGAUUAUACUGCUUAUAAACCAAAUUUAAUCCUAAAGGUAUUAAGCUAUUUCCUUCCUUUUUCAAUAUAUAUUAAUGAUGAUAAUAAGAAAAUGUAUUUAAGAACAAAAAGCACUGUAGGUGGUAUUCCUAUUGAUGUUCCACAGGAACUAGUUAAUAAUGAAAAUGUAGCAGUUAAAACCAUUAAUGGAGAAGAUCCAUUUAAUAUUAUUCGUAAAUUUGGAAAGAAAUACAUAGGUUUAAGAUCUCCACAUGCACAAUUUGAAAAAGCGUAUUCAACAUUUGAUUUUGCUAUACUAGAAGAAAUACCAUUAACAAAAGAAUAUUUAAAUACACCAAUAACUAUCACAUGGGAAAAUGGAGAAAGUGUAAGUGUUAACUAUUCUAUAUUAAAGUUACCACUAUCGAGUAUAUUAAUGAAAAGAUCACCUCAAGUGGAUCAACUGAAACAAAGAAGUAAGCCAAGUUUAACAUUAGAAGAAAUAAAAUCAAGAAAUGAAAUGAUUAAAAGAAUGAAAAGAGAACAAGGAAGAAAUCAAUAUUAUGCUUCAAAUGAUGAUAGUGUACAUUGUCAGUCUUCAGAUAAUAUUAAUGUACUUGAGGUUCUUUCAUUUAGUCCUGAAAAAAGCUAUAUAAAAUCAUAUGAAGAAACAGUUUCAAAAUGUAUUGAUUUAUUUGACUCUAAUGAUUAUCCAAUUCAGGUCGUAUUCUCAGCGAAUGAUGAAGAAAAAUCAAUUUAUUCACAAUGGAUAGAAAAGAUAUUAUCACCAUAUGAUGAUGUUGAUAUGAUUGUUUCUGGGAGAAUAUCAAAUUUUACAGAAAGUAUAAUGAAAAGAGAAUAUGGAAAUAUUUUAUAUGACCCACACACAUGUAAAGUAAGAGAAAGUUAUGUAAGUCCAGAAGUACUUGGAGAGUGGUAUACAAAUCCAAAUAUUAUUAAUUAUGGUGAUAUUGAACAUAAAGUUUCACAACCUUCAGUUAUGAAAUGGGAACAAAUGAAAUUAAUGAGAAAACCAAGAAAACCAACAGAAAUAGUAGUUUAUACAGAUCCUCUUUGUUAUUCUGGUUGUUCGACAUUAGCAAAAGGAUUAAAAGAAUGGGGAAGUGCUAUUAUUGUAGGAUAUGGUGGUGACCUAUAUGGUACAGAUGAAGAAUUUGAAGUAGGAUUAUCAUCAAGUAAUGCUAUUUAUGUUAGUGAUAUAGAUAAAGAUAAUAUUUUAAAACAAUAUGGAUAUAAUCUUAAAAUAAGUCUUUUAGAAAGAUACAAACAUAAUUAUAAUUACAACGAGAAUAUUCCUAGUGAAUUUCUAACAGAUAUUGUUGAUGAAAGAAUACAUGUUAGUAGCAGUGUCUAUAAUAGAGACGAAAUAAUAAAAGAAGAAACAAAGAAGAUAGUUGAAAAGUAUAAAACAAAAUGUAAUCCAAAGAAUAAAAGAUUAGUUAAAAGAGAUAGUAGAUGUGAUAAAGAAAUUAAUAUAGAACAUGGACAUGGAGGAUAUGAAUGUGGAGAUAAUGGAGAAUGGAGUACAAAAUGUGUACUAGCCUAUUGUGAUUCAGGAUAUAAAUUUGAUUAUAUCAAUAAUAAUUGCAUUGAAGAUGUAUGUGUUUAUCCACCAAAUCCAAGUAAUGGAACACCACGAAUGACAAUAAGCAUAGUCCUAAUAAUAAUUGGAAUAAUCACAUUAAUUAUCUAA